AUGUCUGGUGCUGCCGGUGCCGAUCUACUCGAGCAAGCCUCUCGACUGGAAAGGCUUGUCACGCCGAACCUGGUCAAACUUCGCAUUCGUCUAUCUUCCACGCGUGAUCUAUCUCGCCUUCUAGACGCCUCGGGUAUACCCCUCGCAAAGCUCAGAGAUCUCACCUUGUACUCAUAUUCCUUUGACCAGCAGCUCGACAAGGCAGGACUACGGCGACUUCUACUCGCUACGUCGAACCUCCAGGAAUUGACGUUCACACGGCCAAGUACCGCAAUAUCAGUCCUCACCCUGCUCUUGGAGAUGGAUCAUCUUCAUCAGACGGCACCCGGAUUAUGCUUUGGCUGCGGGACAGAUGCAGCCCUACUCGGAAUUGGAGAAGCAAAGCGGACAGCGAUUGUGCGCUUUCUGGAGAUAGCCAAAGAGAAAUAUGAGAACGGUGGCUCGACAUUACUUUGA
Molecule: messenger RNA, 456 nt
Organism: Serendipita indica DSM 11827
Lineage: Eukaryota; Fungi; Basidiomycota; Agaricomycetes; Sebacinales; Serendipitaceae
Source: the annotation of a GenBank genome assembly